GGCGGGGGCGGCGCCGCGGUGAGGCGGCGGCUGCCGCUCGGGGACCACUGGCAGCGGUGGCAGCUCGCGCCCGCGCCUCUCGCACCCGAGGCGGUCCCCCAGCGACCGACCCCCGCCCCGCGGCGCAGGCCGGCCCGAACCCUCCUGGCGCCUCGUCUCCACCCAGGCCGCCAACCAUCUCCGAAGAGCCAUGUUCCAGGCUGCCGGAGCCGCCCAGGCCACCCCCUCUCAUGAAGCCAAAGGCAGCAGUGGCAGCAGCACGGUGCAGCGCUCCAAGUCCUUUAGCUUACGGGCUCAGGUGAAGGAGACCUGUGCAGCCUGCCAGAAGACUGUGUACCCUAUGGAGCGGCUGGUGGCAGACAAGCUCAUUUUCCACAACUCUUGCUUCUGUUGCAAACACUGCCACGCCAAACUCAGCUUGGGCAGUUAUGCUGCACUGCACGGUGAAUUUUACUGCAAACCUCACUUUCAGCAGCUGUUUAAGAGCAAAGGCAACUACGAUGAGGGGUUUGGCCGUAAACAGCACAAGGAGCUCUGGGCCCACAAGGAGGUGGACUCAGGCACCAAGACAGCCUGAGGCCCUCUAACAUCCAUCUCCUCCCCGCACAUGGCCUACAGCUGGCCAGUGGGAAGGAGGUUGAUCUGGGCUUGGGGGAGCGGGUGGGAAAGGAUGAGGCUCCCUCAGGUAGGUUUCAGGCUUAGGGCUCUGCUCCAGGAUUCCUUACUUUUCCCAUAGGAGGUAGAGGUCUGGGAAGCAGAAUUGGAAUUUUCACCAUACCGCUUCCUUCAGACUAUCUCACCUCACCCCAAGGCUCCCUGGGAUGCCCACAAGCCCAGCUUCCCUAUUUAGGUGCCUUUUCUCCAGCAAGGAGUCAGCAUGCCCUCCUCAGGGUCCCAAGCUCCCACACUGCCACCUGGGCCUUGUGCACCCCCGUGUCUCCCCAUCUACCUCUGCCCUUAGCCUGGUUCUGAGCCACAGAGAUUGGAAGAGGAAGAGUGCCAUCUGCUGGGCCUCUUAUAUGUCACCUCACUGGUGGGGGAGGGGGCUGGGAAGAGGCAAGACAGCCCCACAGCCUUGGGGUCUAGGGGCCCCUUGCUGGAGCCUCAGCUAACAGGGUAGCAGUAGCUACGCUCCCCUCCUCUCCACCGCUGUGCUGUUCUGACUGUUGUGAUCAACCCUGUUUUAAACAUGUUUAAACAGA
Alexandromys fortis (reed vole) is the source of this 1202-nucleotide messenger RNA. RefSeq names its product LIM domain containing 2 (gene Limd2). Gene Ontology annotation, cellular component: plasma membrane; actin cytoskeleton. Gene Ontology annotation, biological process: actin filament bundle assembly. Lineage: Eukaryota; Metazoa; Chordata; Mammalia; Rodentia; Cricetidae. The record is from RefSeq and is a predicted model, not a curated record. Gene Ontology annotation, molecular function: actin filament binding. The transcript is spliced from 5 exons. The coding region runs from base 191 to 577 and encodes 128 amino acids.